Molecule: messenger RNA, 1086 nt
Organism: Homalodisca vitripennis (glassy-winged sharpshooter)
Lineage: Eukaryota; Metazoa; Arthropoda; Insecta; Hemiptera; Cicadellidae
Product: dehydrogenase/reductase SDR family member 11-like
Exons: 6
Coding region: 78-818 (246 amino acids)
Molecular function (GO): oxidoreductase activity
Source: RefSeq, a predicted model, not a curated record
UGAUCAGAAAACGAUUAGAGGGGAAGGCCAGGCCGUGGAGGGCGGGUCGCUCAGUGUGUGUGGAGAGAGAGUACCAGAUGGACCGCUGGCAGGGCAGAGUGGCUGUGGUGACCGGCGCCAGCUCCAACACCGGGGCAGCCAUCAUCCGUGCCCUCGUCAACCAUGGACUCACCGUGGUCGCCGUGGCGCGCCGGGAUACCCGCAUUCAGGUCCGUAUCCAGGAGUUAGUAGACGAGUUGAAGGAAAGCAGCGGCAAGCUCUUCCCUCUGAAAGCUGAUAUCACUAAAGAAGAAGACGUGCAAGCAGCUUUUCGCUGGGUCGAGAGGAAUCUGGGAGGUGUGGACGUGCUUGUGAACAAUGCCGACAUAUCGAUCUCUACUCAUGUCGCUGAUGGUAGGAUGUCGGAGUGGAAGAGAAUGUUCGACCUGAACGUGAUCGCACUGGGAUCCUGCAGCAGAGAAGCGAUCGCGUCCAUGCGAGCACGUCGACUGCCCGACGGACAAAUUAUCAACGUGAAUAGCAUGACGAUACACAGGCUGUCGCCGUUUCCUUUAGGCAGCUUUGUCUACUGCGCCACCAAGCGGGCAGCCCGGGUACUCACCGAGGGUCUCCGCCGAGAACUGGCCGCCACGCGGUCUAGGAUCAAAGUUACGUGUGUGAGCACGAGCGUAUCAGACCCCCAGCUAGUGGAAGUGGUCGGCUGGAACGAAGACGUAUACCUCAACAAAGUAUUCUUCCACUCCAAGGACAUCGCUGACACCGUCAUCUUCGUCCUGUCCGCCCCACCCAGUGUCCAGGUGAAUGAAGUGCUUCUUUAACAACGUCAGACUUCUCUGCAUUAGGACACAAUAUAACUAAGCUAAUAUGUAUAGCUAAGUAUAUUAAUUAUUAAUUUAUAAUGUGCUCUUUAUAUAAAGAUUUAAGUUUUACCAAAUAUUUCCAAAUCAAAUAUUGUUGUGUCUCGUGGCUGGAGAGUAUAUAUACAGACCAAUAAUACUUUGUGAUCCGUGUAGAACCGUGUUCCUGAACAAGAACUGCUUGUAUAGUGUACCAAUAUUGUGAUCAAAUGGCUUUGAUGAAGGUUCA